AUGGUGUGUAUAAUCCAACAAGGUGAUCGAUUCGCACAUGAUUUUAUACGAUGGAUAUAUGCAGCGCUCAAUUUGUUGAAGGAUGUGCAAGUCGACGCGAUAAUCGGUCCUCAAACAUCUGCACAAGCAAACUUUGUGGCUGGUCUUGGAGAUGCAGCGAAAGUGCCAAUCAUUUCUUUCACAGCAACAAGCCCUUCUCUUCGUCCUCAAACUCCGUAUUUCGUCCGAACAGCCAUAAACGAUUCUGCUCAAGUUGAAGCUGUUGCCGCCAUAGUUAAGUACUUUAGAUGGCAUCGAGUUGUUUUCAUAUAUGAAGAUACAGAUUAUGGUAAUGGCAUUAUUCCUUUACUGUCUAUUGCAUUUCAACAAGUAAACGCUCGAGUUUCGUACAGAAGCGUUAUCCCAGCCUCAGCAACCGGUGACUUCAUCCUUCAAGAGCUGCACAAUAUGAAAAAAAUGCAGACAAGGGUGUUUGUGGUGCAUACUACAGCCCUUCUUGCUUCUAGAAUCUUCCUCAAAGCAAAGGAAGCGGAAAUGAUGAGUGAAGGCUACGCGUGGAUAGUGACCAGCGGGCUCAUGAAUUUAUUUUAUUCAUUGGAACCGAGCGUUGUAGAUUCUAUGCAAGGAGUUGUUGGUGUAAAACCUCACAUUCCAGGAUCAAGAAAACUCAAGUCCACCACUGUAAGCUGGAAGAAGAAGUUUGUAGAGAUUAAUCCAAUGAUUCCUCCACCACGAGAGAUCAACAUUUAUGGGCUGUGGGCAUAUGAUACCUUGUCGGCAUUGGCUAUGGCUGCUGAAAAAACAGGAUUUAGGGAGCCAAGUUAUUUGCAGAACACAAAUGCUCUUAACUCUACCGACAUAUUUAUUACUGGAACGUCACAAACAGGUCCAAAUCUUCUGGCUGCAACGUUGGAUACUAAUUUUACCGGACUCUCCGGGAAUUUCAGAUUGAUUAAUGGGAAACUAGAGCCAUCAUCUUUUGAAAUAUUGUACGUAAAUGGAACGGAGCUAACACAAGUUGGAUUGUGGAAACCAAUAUUGCAAAUUCCAAGUCAAAUGAAUGCGAACAUAACGGGUUUUGCAGGUAAGAAGUUGAAGAAUAUUACGUGGCCGGGAGAAUCGAGGAACGUACCAAAGGGAUGGGAGGUCUCAGCAAGCGGUAAAAAGCUUAGAGUUGGAGUUCCAGCAAAUAUUGGUUUUCCACAAUUUGUAAAUGUAGAAAAGGACAAUAUCACUGGAUUGUACGUAGAUUUGUUCAAAUAUGUCAUGGCAGCACUACCUUACACAGUCGAAUAUGAAUUUAUCCCGUUUGAAAUAUCUAAUGCCUCAACGGCGGUUCAAACAUCUAACGCCUCAAGUGCGGGGAGCUACGAUGAUUUGUCCUACCAAGUUUUCAAUGGGAACUUCGAUGCUGCUGUUGGAGACAUAACGAUCACAUCUGCGAGAUCAGAAUAUGUCGACUUCACUUUCCCGAUUGCACAAGGAGGGAUUACCAGGACACAGAAAAUCCCGCAUGAUGACGAAAACAAGGGUAAAUAUUUUUUCGUGCAGCCCCUCAAACGUGAAUUAUGGUUAACUGCCAUAGCCAUGUUCAUUUUCACUGGAGUGGCUAUGUGGAUUCUUGAACAUAGAUUUAACAGAGAUUUCAGAGGCCCCCCUUCAGAACACGCCGGCCUAAUCUUUUACAUCCCCUUCAUGACAUUAGCAUUUGCCAACAGGGAGAGAAUAGUGAGCAAUUUAGCUCGACUGGUUCUAGUCGUUUGGGUAUUUGUUGUUCUGAUAUUGAGCUCAACUUACACAGCAAGUCUUUCGGCAAUAUUUACAAUAAACAAGCUUGACCAAAACGGUGAUUCAGACGUAAGUAGGCUUAUUAGAAAUGGAGACUACGUUGGAUGUCGCGAAGGCUCUUUCAUUUAUGAGUUUGUGAAAAGGCUAGGAUUCGACGAAUCAAAGAUUAGGACGUACAAACUUCCACAGGAUUUUCAUAUUGCAUUGGCUAAAGGAAGUGAAAAUGGUGGCAUAAAGGCCAUGUUUUCUCGCACUCCUUACACCGAUGUCUUCUUAUCCAUGUACUGUAACAAGACGUACAUGAAAGUUGGCUCAACCUAUUUUACGGAGGGCUCUGCCUUUGUAUUCCCCAAGGGCUCGCCGUUAGUUGCCGAUGUCUCUCGUGCUAUCAUCAAACAGACAGACAAUCACAAUAUUUCGAAAACAAAUGAAAAAGGGAUAGAAAAGACGUGUGGUGAAUAUGAUCCCGACUUUUGGCAAACUGUCGAAUUGAAAAGCUUCAAAGUACUGUUUGGAAUAACCGCGGGAAUCACAGGGACUUGCCUUGUGGCAUUUCUAUUCUCGUAUUUCUACAAAAACAGAGAUGUGGUUAGGAGGAUCUUCUCAAACUCCGAAACCACAACUUGGUCCAAACUAAACGCAAUUUCCAUGCAUUUCGAUCGAAGAGACCCUAAAUCAUUUCGUUUUUGUAUUACAUUUGUUAGUAUAUUGAAGCCCUAA
Erythranthe guttata (spotted monkey flower) is the source of this 2508-nucleotide messenger RNA. The record is from RefSeq and is a predicted model, not a curated record. NCBI's taxonomy places the organism in Eukaryota, Viridiplantae, Streptophyta, Magnoliopsida, Lamiales, Phrymaceae.